Triticum dicoccoides is the source of this 6223-nucleotide messenger RNA. Its product is annotated as ATP-dependent DNA helicase PIF1-like. The transcript has 13 exons. Gene Ontology annotation, molecular function: DNA helicase activity. Bases 592 to 1620 code for a protein of 342 amino acids. NCBI's taxonomy places the organism in Eukaryota, Viridiplantae, Streptophyta, Magnoliopsida, Poales, Poaceae. The record is from RefSeq and is a predicted model, not a curated record. Gene Ontology annotation, biological process: telomere maintenance; DNA repair.
AGCGAGCGCUGGAACUCUCCUCCCCCUCCUGCCCGCUCCUCUCUUCCCCGCUCGCUCCUCUCUUCCCACGAAACCCUAGCCGCUCAGCUCGCGCCGCGGUCCCCAUCCGCUUCUUCUGCUCGUGCUGGGGUCGCCAUCGAGGGCCUGCCGCUCGCGCCGGGGUCGCACGCGCCGCCGCUUCCCCGUCCUACUCGCGCAUCACGCCUCGGGAGGAGAGGAAGCCCAGGCUGCUGUUCCCGACGGAGCGCGCCGUCGCGCGGGAGGAGGCCAGGCGGAGCGCGCCGUCACGCGGGGAAGCGGCUCAUCCUCGGCGGCGAGCCAGUGCCGGAUCUGGUGCCUAGCGCCGGCAUCUCACGUGUGACCAAGUCGCCGCCGGGGGCGCUACGGCGGCCGGUCGGAGGCCGAGUUCGCCUGGGCGACCAAGUUGCUGUCGGGGAGCACAAAGUGCCUCCUUUAAGCACCGUUGCAGAGACGAGGAGGACCUCAAGGUCAGGCACAUCUUAUAAGUAGGUCACUUCCACUGGACUGGAUCUUUAUGUUAACAAGCAGCUAGACCCAAGCGUGUGUGUAUGAUGUUGUUGGGUUGUUGACAUGGCGCGUGGUCCGGAUGCGACUCAUGCUCAAGCCACGGUUGAGCCUGGCGUUGGGUUGGUAGGUGGUCGUGGCCGUGGCCGUGGGCGGUCUGCUGGUCGUCGUGGACGAGCCACUGGUCGUGGAGGUUCUAAUAUAGGGCGUGCCCCUGUUUCUGAUCAUGUCGCUGCUUGCCGGGUUCCUGCCGCUGGAGAUGAGCCUCUUGACAGGCUUAGGGGUGUGAGUCGGCGGGUGCCUGCUGCUGGAGCUGAGCCCAUCGCUAGGCGUGGGCGUGGCGCCCGGCAGAUGCUGCCUGCUGCUGGGCGUGGCGCCAUACCCCGCUCAAGUGGUAGGGGUGUUCGUGGCCGUGUCCCUGGUCGUGGUGCUGAUUCUGGGCAUGCAGCCGCUGCUGUACAUGUGUCUGCCCCUGGUCGUUCUGCUGGUCCUGGGUACGCCGCCGCUCCUAGGCGUGUGUUGGUCCCUGGUAUUGCUAGACGUUACGUGCCACGCCAGCCUGUUGGGGGUCCGCCUCGAAGCCGUACAAGUGAUGGUUGGUUUCCUUUUCUGAGCUCGACCGUGGCUGCGGUAAAUCGCAGAAAACGAAAAAUGUGCGUUGAGUUUCGGCGCGCUAGAUACGAAGAACAUGUCGUUGAUGGGCCUUUGCCGAAGGAUUGGCAUGGUUUCUCGGUUUAUGUCAGUGCGGAGGUGAUCGGGGUAGACUGCAACAGACGGAAAAAACGGAAAGUGUCAAUUAAAUUGCGGCGUCCUGGAUGCGAAGAGAUUGUUGUUCAAGGGCCUUUGCCAAAGGAUUGGCAAGGUUUCUCAGUGAAGUUUGCCGAGUCCCUUAAAGCUUGCUAUGCAGAUAGGUCGUACUACGGCCCUCCGGAUUUCUUGUGCCAAUAUUGUGGUGCCUCCUUUUGGUUUGCUGAGUGUUCAAAGUCCAGGUCAUCCUGGACACAACGUAAGAUGGUUUAUAAUCGCUGUUGUAAAGGCGCUAAGGUCAGACGCCUUCUGAUAGGGCGGAUAUUGUUGUUAGGGUCUAUCACAUGAAGCUCACCGAGUACUUGGACGAGAUUAAGUCAGGCCGGGCUUUUGGCCCCAUUACAGCUGGUAUUGUGAAUGUUGUGCUCUAUGUGUGGUUGUUUUUUUAAUGAUGUUUUACUUCUGUUGGCUGGUCUGUCUAAUUCAGCUUUUAUGUCAUUUUUCCAUGUUGUAUACCGUUGAGUUCCAAAAGCGGGGACUGCCUCACGCGCAUAUACUUGUCUGGCGGAGAGGGGGCAACGGUGAGAUUGGUGUUGAAAAUAUCAAUUCAUUAAUAUCUGCUGAAAUACCUGAUGCAUUGCUUGAUCCUCUAGGAUAUGCUUUAGUUUCUGAGUUUAUGAUGCACGGUCCGUGUGGUGAAAUGAACGAUAAAUGUGUCUGCAUGAAAAAGGGUGUUUGUUCUAAAUAUUUCCCAAAAGAUUUUAGAGAUACCACUGUCAUUGAUGAUAAUGGGUUUGCCUUAUAUCGACGUCGUGACGACGGUCGAAGGGUCUAUAAAAAUGGUCAUUACCUUGACAAUAGGCAUGUUGUUCCUUAUAAUAUGGCAAUGCUCAAGAAAUUUCAGGGACAUAUAAAUGUAGAGUGGUGUAAUAAGACACAGGUGAUGAAAUAUCUCUUUAAGUAUGUCACCAAAGGUGCUGACUACUCUAAGGUCAUGUUAGAAAGGCUAAAAAAAUUGACUAAAUCUGGUUGUCAUACAGUAGAUGAGGUUCAGGAGUAUCUGAUAUGUCGGUAUAUAUGUGAGUAUGAUGCAUUAUGGCGCAUAUUUGGGUUUGAAAUACACUUUAAAAUGCCGUCCGUUCAAAGGCUGACCGUUCAUAUGCCUGGCAUGAAUAUUGUCUACUAUCGUGCUGGUGCUGACCUCACGAAAAUUGUUGAUUCUGACUUCUUGCGAAAGACUAUGCUUACGAAUGGUUUGUUGCGAAUGAGAUGUUCGAAGAUGCUCGUUCAUUAACUUAUUGCGAUUUUCCAACUGCUUGGACCUGGGACGCUAAAAGUAGGUCAUGGCAUCCAAGGGGUGGGGGUGAAAAGAUUGGCCGCGUGUAUUAUGUACAUCCUUUGAGUGGUGAGUUGUAUUACUUGCGCAUGCUUUUGAUGAUUGUUAAGGGGGCUAGGUCUUUCAAAGAUCUCCGAACAUAUGAUGGUCGUCUUUAUCACACCUUUAAAGAGAGGCUUGUGCCGCGCGCGGUUUGUUAGGAGAUGAUAACGAGUGGUACAUAGCGUUUGAUGAAGCGGUUGUUUGGGGGUUUGGGCAUCGACUUAGACAGCUAUUUGUGACUAUGCUCAUGCAUUGUUCUAUCAAGGAUGAGAUGGGGUUCUUUGAACGUUACUGCGCUAGCAUGUACGAUGAUAUCCAACAUGGGUUGCGUCGUGCCCUGGGUAAUCUAAACUAUGUUGUUCCUCAUGAAAAAUUGAGAAAUAUGCUUCUUGAUGAGUUGGCUGACAUUUUCUUGAAACGUGAUUCUGAUAUAAGAAGUUUUAACUUGCCGUCUCGCUCUGGCGAAGGUGAGCAGUCUGAUGAUAAUCGUCUAAUUCGUGAGGAACUGUCUUAUGAUGCAUGUGCUCUGUCUAAACAGUCCUUGGUUAUGUUUGAUAGUUUAAAUGAGGACCAAUUGGUUGCUUAUAAGACGAUUGUAGAGUGUGUGCAGGCGGGGAGACCGGGCUUUUUUUUGUCUCUGGAUAUGGUGGUACUGGGAAGACAUACCUGUGGAGUGCAAUAUGUGCUUUCCUUAGGGGCGAGAGGAAGAUAGUGCUUACUGUUGCGUCGUCGGGCAUUGCGUCGCUGUUGUUGCCUGGUGGGAGGACUGCUCAUUCUCGCUUUAAGAUACCUAUUCUUCUUGAAGAUAAUACACAAUGCGAUAUUAAAAGAGGCUCUAAGCUUUGUAAGUUGUUGAUAGUAUCCUCCCUUGUUAUUUGGGACGAGGCGCUGAUGACACACAGGAAAUGCUUUGAGGCUGUAGAUAGAACUUUGCGUGAUGUCCUCUCUGUGGCUAAUCCAGAUCUUGCUGAUAUUCCGUUCGGUGGAGUAGUGAUGGUCUUGGGUGGUGACCUUAGACAAAUCUUACCGGUCGUUGAGGGAGGUACUAGGCCUCAGAUCAUUGAUGCGGCAAUCACGAAUUCUCCGCUAUGGCAUUCUGUUAAAAAAUUGUCGCUUUCUAUUAACAUGCGCUUGGGUGUGCAUGGUGCGGAUACCCAGGCGCAAAAGGAUGUUGCCUUAUUUAGCAGAUGGGUGCUAGAUCUUGGGGAAGGGAAGUUGCCUGUCACAAGGCGAGGCGAUGAGGUCGAGGCUUCUUGGAUACAGAUACCGGACGACCUCUUGGUUUGUACGUCUGGUGAUCCAAUAGCUGCUAUUGUUUCUUCUGUCUAUGGUGAUUUUUUUCAUAACUACCUGAACUCUGGUUACUUGCAAGAGAGAGCCAUUUUAGCCCCUACCAAUGACCAUGCUGAGGAUAUUAAUGAUCACAUUCUUGCAUUGGUUCCUACUGAUAGCAGAGUCUAUUUGAGUGCUGAUUCUAUUGAUGAUUCUUCGGAUUCUGUUAGGGACAAAGAUGUUUACUAUCCAGUCGAGUACCUAAAUGCAACUAAAAUUAUAAAUUUCCCAAAUCAUAGGCUGACUCUUAAGGUUGGUGUUCCGGUUAUGCUUCUUAGAAACCUGAGCCAGGCAAAUGGUUUGUGUAAUGGUACACGACUAAUUGUAAAAGAAUUAGGUGAUCGGCUUAUCGAAGCUGUCAUUAUGACUGGCUCACAUGUGGGUGAUACUGUUUAUAUCCCCAGGAUUGAAUUAUUGGCAAAGAAGGGAAAUGCACCCUUUGUGCUUAGACGUCGCCAGUUUCCUGUUCGUGUGUGCUAUGCCAUGACAAUUAAUAAGAGCCAGGGACAGACCAUGUCUGCUGUUGGUAUAUAUCUUAAGGGUCCUGUUUUUACACACGGGCAGCUGUAUGUGGCAGUGUCUCGUGUUACGUCGAGGGCUUCUUUGAAAAUCCUUAUAUUAGAUGCUGAUGGCAAAUGCGGCUCUGAGACCAAGAACAUUGUUUUUCCUGGGGUCUUCCGUGCCGCGGGGAUGACUUAGGUUUGUGUAUGAUGGUAGUCUUCAUUUUGGUAGUUUUUGGCAUGCUUUUGUGAGUUGGAUGCUAUUUUGGGUGGUGUCAUAUAGUGUUGGCUGAAUAAAUAUGUCGUCCCAUGCGAUGGGGGUGAUAUUUUGAAUGUUCGCGUGUACUGGGAUUGGCUUUAUAUAUUCUGCGGUUUGGUUUAUGUCAUAGAGAGUACCGAGUUUAAUGGUGAAGUUGCAUUUUGCUGCUGAUACUUUUGUUGUAGAUGGCGAUGACUGAUCUGCAGGCUCUUGUUGUGGGGAACAAGAACCUGACCAUCUGUGUGUAUGUUUCGCGUCUGUAGCAGCAUUGUGGAUCCACUGAUAAUGGUCCUACCAAACACACUGACAUGGUCCUUUUGGAUGUGCAGUUCUAACAUAUAUGCUGAGAUUGGUGAGAAGCUUGUGCCUAAGAUUAAUUGAGACAACCACAUCCAUGUUGUUUCUUGGCAUGGGCAACCACAUCUAUGCUAAUAUUGCUCCUGAGCUCCUCUAUAGGUCUCUUGCUGUGAAGCUUGUGGUUGGCAUGACUUUCAAGUAUUCAAUUCUUGUGAGGGUGGAGUUGGAGAAGGUGGGGCGUCAGAGCAGAGCCAGUUGCAGCAUCCACGACCUCCUCGGGCAUGGCCAAUCCUGCCAGAUUGACCAGGUUGCAGGGUUUGGUCAGCAGUGUGUGUGGCCAGUGGUUGGAGCACACUGAAUUCGAGGAACAAUGCCGUCGUCGACCAUGUAUUCAGGAUAACAAGAUGGUUUCUAGCAAACAAUUAUCAGGAACUUCAGCUAGGUAUGAGGCACAAUAAAGGUGGCAAUAAGAUGUGCGGGCAAUUAUCUUUGUUUUCGUGACCAUGCUGAUGAGGGUGGAGCUGCCAUUGAGGCACAUUUGGCCUCCGAGGUAUCAAACCCUCCAACCUCCAUUUUCUUUAGGAUGGUCCCGAGCCCAUCUCACCUUGGUCUUCUCCCAUGGAUUCGAUUGUGUGCAUGGAUGAGGAAAGAGUCAUUGCAAGAGGUGUUGGUGGAGAGGGAGGUUGAGUGGACGAUCGACAUACACGGCGUCAUCUAUAACUGCCUCUAUGGCUUCCUCGGCCUCCAUGUCAGCCUCCCUGCUUCACUACCGCAAAAGGGUUUGCAGCGUUGUGUGGUGAUGGCCCUGCCCCUGGCCAAUAUCGAUGCUCAUAGGAGUGAUCUUUGGCUAUGGAGGCGUUGCUUCGGAUGGUCUACAACAGUGUCUGGUUUCUCUGGUGGCUCUGAUUAUGUCACGUCAUGUUGGUUGGCAUACAUUUAUUUCUGUAUUUGGCACUUUUGGUUGGCUGAUGUUGUUAUGUUGUCCACGGAAACACAAUACUUACGUUGGUGUCUAUGAUAGACUUUUGUUGUUCUACUGCCUGCACCCUGUUCGUUUAGAAGAUGAAGGGGAUGGAUGCAAACUUAUGUAUGCAAUGCAGGAUGAUCAUGGUAGCUUAUGUAAUUGUCGCUGGUCUUCUGUAUGAACGGUUUGCUUCGAUAUUUUCGUGUUAUUUUCUCCCCUGA